AUGUUCUCGAUCCUCCUCUUGCUUCCCGUACUGGGUGCCCUCGCAAUCAUUGCGUCCGUCUUUCUCAAGUCACUGGCUUUGAAAGAGGUUCCUGGUCCAUACAUCACAAGAUUCACUAAGAUCCCUCUUCUGUACCAGACAAUCACUCUGAACAGAACUCGUUAUAUUCACGAAUUGCAUUGCAAAUAUGGUCCUCUGGUGCGAUUAGCUCCAGAUGAAAUCUCUAUCAAUCAUCCACCGUCGGUCGGUCCCAUCUAUAACUAUGAGAAGACGCAUUUUUACAAUGCCUUUGAAGCAUUUGGGGCCAAGAACAUGUUCAGUACGCCAGACCGUGCGCGCCAUAGCUAUAGGAGAAAGCACCUGGGCGGUGAAUAUACCAAAGCCUACAUGCUGCGACCCGAGAAUUUGAUUGUCAUCUACGACCGCGUUAGACAGAUGAUCAGCAACGUCUCGGAGCACAGCACAGUUGAUGUGUUCUACCUAUUCAAUUAUAUGGCGCAAGACGUCAUCUCGGGUUUCUUCUUCGGCAACCAAAACGGAAGUCAGCUGCUCCAAGGCCAGGACACAGAGGUGUUUGAUGCCUGGCAUAUGCGAAGGCAAACCUUCCAUUGGUUUGCUGAGCUCCCGAAAUUCACAAAGCUGCUAUACUCAUCUGGCAUUGCAAACCUGAUACCAGGCUGGAAAGAUGCAGCGACAGGGGAACAAAUCAUCAAUGAUAUGACCCACAAGUGGAUGGACAAGUGUGACCCCGAGAAAGCGCAUCUGCUGACCAAGCUCAUGAAGACGGGUCUUUCGCGCGAAGAAUACUCUGCAGAAGUCAUGGAUCACAUGGGAGCCGGCCACGAGACGACCGGUACAACGCUCACGUUCAUGAUUGACCACCUCUCCAAAAACCCUGAGCAACAGCAGAAGCUGCACGACGAGCUCAAGAAAGUCGACCUCGACAACUUCACCGCCGUCGACAAGCUGCCAUAUCUGCAUGGCGUCGUUCUGGAGACCCUGCGACUAUACUCGUCCAUCCCAGCCUCCGAACCGCGCAUCGUGCCCAAAGACGGAGUUACUCUCCUGGAAAAAUUCAUCCCAGCUUCCACCGUGAUCUCCGCCCAACCAUAUAGCAUGCAUCGGCAAGAGGAGUACUUCGAACGAUGCCUGGAAUUCAUCCCUGAGCGCUGGGACGAGCCUACCGCGAAGGCCAAGACUGCUUGGAUGGCCUUCGGAAAGGGCACGAGAGGCUGUAUUGGCCAAAACAUCGCCAUGGUCACAAUCAAAGUUGCGGUUAGCCAUUUGUACAAGACCUUUGAGACAAGAAAACCAACCAUGCUCCCUCAGAAGGAGAAUAUGGAUUUCAAGGAUUACUACAUGAUCACGCCCGUUGCGGAUACCUGUUCGGUCGUAUUCAGGAAGGUGGAAGCUGGAAGGAGACAAUAG
Molecule: messenger RNA, 1428 nt
Organism: Exophiala aquamarina CBS 119918
Lineage: Eukaryota; Fungi; Ascomycota; Eurotiomycetes; Chaetothyriales; Herpotrichiellaceae
Exons: 1
Coding region: 1-1428 (475 amino acids)
Molecular function (GO): monooxygenase activity; heme binding; oxidoreductase activity, acting on paired donors, with incorporation or reduction of molecular oxygen
Source: RefSeq, a predicted model, not a curated record